Molecule: messenger RNA, 2253 nt
Organism: Lactuca sativa (garden lettuce)
Lineage: Eukaryota; Viridiplantae; Streptophyta; Magnoliopsida; Asterales; Asteraceae
Biological process (GO): protein phosphorylation
Molecular function (GO): ATP binding; protein serine/threonine kinase activity
Source: RefSeq, a predicted model, not a curated record
AGGGUGGCUAAAAAUAGUAUUUAAAAAAAGGAAGGUAUAUAUAGAGGUGCAGUCGUGCAGAUUCCAGAGAGAAUCAUUGGAGAUGAAUUCAAAGAGAGAGAAACCAACGACGAAAAUGGCGUAUUAGCACUGAAUUUCGCAAUCUCAGCGCCUUUUUUUCAAUUUCCUCAACCUCGUCUUUUUUUUUUUCUUUUGCUUCUUCCGAUUGAUUUUCUUUCUUCAAUACAAGUUGAAGUUUUUCAGAGAGUCAUAUUCUCCGGCGAACUACUCUGAUUGAAAUCUGUUGGCCGGUUGGUGGGAAUCGGAUGAUCUAUUUGGGCAGGUUUCUAGGGCGAUGACUCCCUUGGGCUGACUGAGGGAACUCGAUGGAUUCAGCAAGAAGUUGGCUACAUAAGUUUCAACCUAGAGAAAGGUUGAGAUCAAAUACCAGAAGGAGGGAUUCAAUAAGUGAUGUUGAAGAUUCAAACAACCCAGCCAUGGAUGAAGAGGCCUCAAAUAUAACAAAACAGAAAGUUGCUGCAGCUAAGCAGUAUAUUGAAAACCAUUACAAGGAACAAAUGAGGAAUUUGCAGGAGAGGAGAGAAAGGCGAAUCUUACUGGAGCAGAAAUUGGCUGAUGGAGAUGUUUCUGAAGAAGAUCAAAACAACUUGCUUAGAUUUCUAGAAAAGAAAGAAACCGAAUACAUGCGUUUACAAAGACACAAAAUGGGAGUUGAUGAUUUUGAACUACUCACAAUGAUUGGAAAAGGUGCAUUUGGUGAGGUCAGAAUCUGCAGGGAGAAGACAACAGCCACUGUAUAUGCCAUGAAAAAGCUUAAGAAAUCAGAAAUGCUACGAAGAGGUCAAGUUGAACAUGUAAAAGCCGAAAGGAAUCUCCUUGCUGAGGUGGACAGCAAUUGCAUAGUGAAACUAUAUUGUUCUUUUCAAGACAACGAGUAUCUGUAUCUGAUAAUGGAAUAUCUACCUGGUGGUGACAUGAUGACAUUGCUCAUGAGAAAAGAUACCUUAACCGAAGAUGAAGCAAGAUUUUAUGUUGCAGAAACAGUUUUAGCAAUCGAAUCCAUCCAUAAACAUAAUUAUGUACAUAGAGACAUCAAGCCGGAUAAUUUGCUUCUUGAUAGAUAUGGACAUUUGAGAUUAUCAGAUUUUGGAUUGUGUAAACCGUUGGAUUGUAGUACACUGGAAGAGACGGAUUUCGCCACAGGGGAUCAUGUCUCCAACUCAACAGGUGAGGGCCAUUCUGCUGCUCCUAAACGCACACAACAAGAACAACUCCAGCAUUGGCAGAAAAAUAGGAGGACUCUUGCUUAUUCAACUGUUGGGACUCCUGAUUAUAUUGCUCCUGAGGUUCUACUGAAGAAGGGUUAUUCAUUAGAAUGUGAUUGGUGGUCUCUUGGUGCUAUUAUGUAUGAAAUGCUGGUGGGGUACCCACCUUUCUACUCAGAUGAUCCAAUGUCAACUUGUAGGAAGAUUGUACAUUGGAAAUCACAUUUGAAGUUCCCUCAAGAAGCACAGCUUUCAUUUGAAGCAAAAGAUCUUAUCAGCAGACUGCUGUGUAAUGUCAAUCACAGGCUGGGUUCAAAAGGGGCACAUGAAAUAAAGGUUCAUCCGUGGUUUAAAGGUAUUGAUUGGGACAGAAUAUAUCAUAUGGAUGCUGCAUUUAUUCCCGAAGUUAAAGAUGAAUUGGAUACUCAAAAUUUCGAAAAGUUUGAAGAGUCUGAACACCAAAUUAAGAGUUCAUCAAGAUCUGGACCAUGGAGAAGGAUGCUUUCAUCCAAGGAUAUUAACUUUGUUGGCUACACAUACAAGAAUUUUGAGAUUGUAAAUGACUAUCAAGUCCCUGGAAUGGCUGAAUUGAAAAAGAAGAAAAAUAAACCAAAGAGGCCGACAAUCAAGUCAUUAUUUGGUUGAUUCUUUUUACAGAGGAAGAACCAGGUCAAGAAUCAUCUUAAGGACACGUCUCAAUCAUACCAAGGGGUAAAAAUUGUUAUGAUCACAAAAUUUGGUUGAAGAAUUACAUAACUUUAUGUGUUUUUUUUUUUUUAAUAUUCUUUUGAUUUUACUAUCAAAAUUCAAUGUAGAUAUAGUUUACUUUUACUAGUUGAUUUUCAUUUGUUUUAAUCGUUUCUGUUGCUUACGGGAACCCUGUGUAUAAAGAGCCCAGUGUUGUGUUGUACCUUGAAUUGAAUAUAAAAGUGGAAGUCCGAUUUUAGUUGAUGUUUUAUAAUGGUUAUUGUAAUUAUACAAAAAUAAA